AGUCGUUUUUCAACACUCAAAAUCUAAGAUUUAGAAACACAAAUGUUUACUUCUUAAUAAAUCGCGUAUUUAGACCAUUAAAUCGUUUUAAAAUGUUUGAAAAGAAAAGCGACAAGGUUAAGCAAGGAGAGCAUAAGCCACGAGAAGAUGGCGUGGAGCUGGAAAGCCAGUUUAUUAUGCGCGUACCCAAGGAACUCGCUGACAAUGUCCAUGAAGCCAUAAAUGCCGGAACCGUAAAGGACCGACUGACCAUUCAACUGGACCAAGAUCUGCGCUAUGGAGAAGUCCGCUUGGAUGACCAGUUGCUGUAUGCGAAGCUCGUGGAUUUGCCCACCGUGGUGGAGAGCUACAAGACCAUUGAUAACAAGAGCUUCUACAAAUCAGCGGACAUCUGCCAGAUACUCAUCUGCAAGGAGGAACCCGACGACGAAACGGAAAAGGAAUCACCCAACAAAAAUAAGAAGAAGGAUCCCAACAAGGUGGACAAAAAGUAUCUGUUUCCGCACGGCAUUACACCGCCGUGCAAGAACGUGAGGAAACGUCGAUUCCGGAAAACUCUGAAAAAGAAAAACGUGGAAGCCCCGGAAAUCGAGAAGGAAGUGAAGCACCUGCUACGCAUUGAUAACGAAGCCGUCAGGGUGGACUACGAGAUCAUCAACGAGGAGGAUAAGCCCAUGGAUGACUUGGAUCAAUCAGAUAUCAAGCCAUACAACGAUGCCGACGACGAUAUGCAGGAUGAAACCACCAUGCAUGCCAGCGAUAAGACCAUCAUGGAGAAUAGCUCGCAGCGGGAUAUCAAUGUGGAGUCUGAUGACGAUGAGACGAGCAACUUUCCCACCCACCGAGCGCCCAACAUGGGCGUUGCCGCCCACGACAUCUUCGGUGAGGAGGUAUCCACCACCGAUGACGAAGAUGAACCCGACCGAGGCAACACCACUGGGCAGCGACGGGAGCUGGAAGAAUCAUCACGCCUCUCAGCCGAUGAUUCGCGCAUGUCGGACUUCUUUGGCGCCGCCAGUGGCAGCAAUACUGGUGCUGGCGGUAUGAAAAUGGAGCAGAAUGAGUUCAGCAAGUCCAUGUUUGGUCAGGAACCGAGCAGUCCAAAGCUGAGCGCCGCCGGUUCCAGCUCCAACCUGGCUGCUCCCAGUGGCUUCUACGACAGCUCGAUGCUGGCCAAGCGGGAAGAGUUUGAGAACAUGGAGUUCAUGGAGGAUCCGCAGCCGCAAUACACGCAACAGCAGGUCCAGGAGAAAAUCAGUCAGUUGACGCGGCAAAUAAGUGAUCUAAAAGCCCAGCAGUCUCAGAAAUCUACGGAGAUUGCCUCCAUCCAGAACGCCACCUUGAAGCAGCGAAUGCAGGAAACACUUGACAAUCUGUAUACGCAGGUCAUCGAACGAGAAUUGGAGCUAAAGGACUUUGAAAAUAUGCUGGAGUCUUAAAUUCAAAUGAUCUUACGUUAUUAUAGAGUCUAUCUUUGGCA
Molecule: messenger RNA, 1480 nt
Organism: Drosophila kikkawai
Lineage: Eukaryota; Metazoa; Arthropoda; Insecta; Diptera; Drosophilidae
Gene: Taf7
Product: TATA-box binding protein associated factor 7
Biological process (GO): transcription initiation at RNA polymerase II promoter; RNA polymerase II preinitiation complex assembly
Cellular component (GO): transcription factor TFIID complex
Molecular function (GO): RNA polymerase II general transcription initiation factor activity
Source: RefSeq, a predicted model, not a curated record